GAGAGCUAUGGGCAUAGAAAAGAGGCUUGGAGGGACCGAGGCAAGUGAUAAGCAAGCGGAGAGUGCGGGGUGCGCAGCUGGAGACAAGUCACUAGAAGUUAAAAUAACGGGACAAAGUGAAGAGAGGAUGUAACCCCCCUCCCUCGGAUCCUACCAUCCAGCCAUUAACCAUUCCACUGCCACACACCACCCAACUGUUCUAUUUAGCCAGCUUUCACCAAAGAACUCAAGCCCGUGAACCAGAUGACCCAACUUCUGUUUCUGACCCACAAGGCAUUGCUGCUUUAACCUCUUCACUGCCACAGUUCUGCAAAGCAGCAUUCUUUUGAAGCCUCUCCUACCCUGCAAAGCGAUGUUGUGCCUGAACAUGUGGGCACCGAAGCUGAGAGAGAGCUGAAAGCUCCCCACCCCUCAGCUUUUUGCACCCUCUCUCUCUCCCACUGCAGCCUUAGUCCCCAGAGUGACAGCAAACGGGGUGCUCAACAUGGCCUUCCUGGGGCAGCUCUGCCUAUGGGUUUGGGGUCUUUCUGUGGCACUGGGGCAGGAGGGUGAUGGUUGGGGACAGAUGAUCCAGUGGGAAGAGAGUGGGAGGCGCUAUCGGCUACUAAAUUCAGGCUCUGAGUACCAGGCAGCAGGGGGAGGCACAGGUGGAUCUCGAGUCCUGCUGGAUGGGAGCCGUAGUGGAGGUUCAGACCUCCGACGCCGUCAAGCACCUAGUUCUCCACGCACUAGCUCCCAAACCAUCAGGGGGAAUACCAGACACCCAUUUGGCUUCGGCCAAGUGCCCGACAACUGGCGCAGCGUAAGUGAAUCAGCAAGCACUGGGCGCAUUGUCCCUUCCGCAGGGGCUGGCAGCAGCGGAAGAAUACGUCAGUCCUCUUCCCAGGCUUCUGUGGGUACACAGUUUUUUCCAAGGGCCCAACCCCCUUUUGUUCCCCAGUCUGACUUAAAUCCUCAGGGAUAUGAUGAGGGCUAUGGGUACCAGAGAGCAGGAGGUGGGGGAGGAGGCUAUUUUGCGCAAUCAUGGGCUGGUGGAUAUGAGGACUUUUGGGAGGAGCCCUCACCACCUUUUGCACAACCCCCUUAUUUUGGGAUCCCCCCUAACCUACCACCACAACAAGCUCCUCAAGCCCAUCCAGUGCUGCCCCAGGAUGGACUGGAUCGGCGCUUUGCCCAUAGUUUGUUCCGUGGUGAAGACCCCCCAGUCCCAGCUAGUGACCCUGUCCGCCCUGGCUAUGGUGGUGGGGGUGAUGCUGGGUACCCCCCUUUUGGAGGGGUGAGAGAGGGAGAUGGAGGAUAUUAUGUGGCAACUAGACCAGAACCAGUCCAGCCCCCAGCCAGAGUACCUAGUGUCCCUGCUACAGGAGGCCAAGCCCAGGUUGAACAACAAGGCAGAGCCACCGUGGGGAGCGUAUUCCGAGGCAACCAGAAUGGAAGAGGUCUUCCUGAUUUGGUACCUGAUCCUAGUUAUGUCCAAGCUGCUACAUAUAUUCAACGAGCUCAUCUGUAUUCUCUGAAGUGUGCGGCCGAAGAGCACUGUCUCUCCAGCUCUGCAUACUCGGCUGAAGCCACAGAUUAUGAUGUUCGAGUUCUUCUACGUUUCCCACAAAGAGUGAAAAAUCAGGGUACUGCUGACUUUCUGCCUACUCGCCCACGCCAGUCAUGGGAAUGGCACAGCUGCCACCAGCACUAUCACAGCAUGGAUGAGUUCAGUCAUUAUGACUUGCUGGAUGCUACCACAGGCAGAAAAGUUGCAGAGGGACAUAAGGCCAGCUUCUGUUUAGAGGACACUACUUGUGACUUUGGAAACUUAAAGAGAUAUGCAUGCACUUCACACACUCAGGGUCUGAGUCCGGGAUGCUACGAUACUUACAAUGCAGAUAUAGACUGUCAGUGGAUUGAUAUCACAGAGGUGAAGCCAGGAAACUAUAUACUUAAGGUUGUAGUGAAUCCAAAGUAUAAGGUUUUGGAGUCGGACUUCACCAAUAAUGUGGUGCGCUGUAACAUCCACUACACUGGACGUUAUGCAUCUGCUACAAACUGCCGCAUUACACAGUUUUGAGCCUUUCAAGACUUUCAAGGACAACUGUACCUAUUGAAGAUUAAGGUUUCUGCGCCCUGAACAAGUCUGUUUCUUUUUCCCUCCUUACUCACACUGGGAUUUGUGUAAAAGGAUUUUAUUUUUUCAAAUAAAAUCUAUUUUCUAAUUUUCAUACAGAUUCAUGAAUCAGAUUUGACAACUAGGGAGGGUAAAACAGGGCAUUAACAAAGUCUUAAAAUAAAAACUUUCAUUAUUUUCAAAA
Messenger RNA from Xenopus tropicalis (tropical clawed frog), 2303 nucleotides. It is a transcript of the gene loxl1, whose product is annotated as lysyl oxidase like 1. The record is from RefSeq and is marked provisional. Lineage: Eukaryota; Metazoa; Chordata; Amphibia; Anura; Pipidae. Gene Ontology annotation, molecular function: protein-lysine 6-oxidase activity; oxidoreductase activity, acting on the CH-NH2 group of donors, oxygen as acceptor; copper ion binding. Gene Ontology annotation, cellular component: extracellular region.